GCGUAUAUAAGGAACUGGCUAUUACACCUCUACUUUUAGGCAUAAGGUAUGCUAUGGAGGUACCCUGUCUACCUACAUAUGCCCUCUCAGCCCUACGGGUUGCAGCCGCCGCUAAUGCGGGUCGGGUAACACCAAAAGCAGGAGCUAAUGUGAAAAGGGCACCGCUAUCUCAAAACAUGCUUCCAAUAUCCGUUGGUUGCAGCUAACGAAGUUCGAUAAUUGUACACCUAAGAGGCAUGUACCCAGUACCUACUCAGGUACAGACUCACCAGACCAUCGAUUCUCUUACCUUUUCAGAAAAGGAAAUACGGCAAUGUGAUAUAUAUAUAUAUAGCUUUUGAGCAUAUAGCUAGAUGGCGUUAGUAGACUACUCUUCCUCCGACUCGGAGUCUGAAGCUGGGGAGGCGGCAUCUGCAACUAAACGGCAAAAGACAACAGCGGACUCGGCUGCGCUCCCGCCGCUCCCCGAUGCAUUUCACGACCUAUACGCGUCCACGGUGCGGGUGAGCACAUCCGACGACCCAACGCUGCACCAGGGCCGCAAACGCGUGAAUCCGCAUAGGGUCGGCAGCUGGCCGAGCCACUUGUACAUCGAGUGGCACCCCACCACUUCCCAGCGCAAUGUCCUCUCCACCCUGCUGUCUGACCUCCAGACAGCACUCGCGCCCCUAUCAGUGAGCAUCACGUCCUUCCUGGAGUCGGACUUGGGCACUCCGCAGCCGCUGCACAUCAGCCUGUCGCGGCCCAUCGUGCUAAGCACCGCGGAGAAAGAUGAUUUCCUGGAGCAGUUAAUCGCACGUAUCAAGCGCAGCAAUGUCGGACCCUUUGAUCUCGCGCCACGGGGGUUGGAAUGGCAUCGCACAAGCGAGUCUGAGCGUUCGUUCUUGGUACUUAGGGUGGGGAGUACUGGUUGCCCUCCUGCUCCCGCUGCCAUUGUCCCUCCUGCCCCUGCCCCUGUCCCUGCCUCGGCUUCGGUGGCCGAUAGAAGAAGUAGUAGGAAGCGUGUCGGUAAACCAGAAAAAGGGAAAGGAAGUAGUUCUAAGACAGAUGCACCUACCAUCAGCCCCUCAGAUAACCCACCCCCACUCCCAACGCAGCAGCAGCCGCACAACCCAGAACUAGCAGCCCUUCUCCAGCGAUGCAACGCUCUCGUGCAGGAAUACCAACAACCACCUCUCUACGCCUUCUCCGGCGGCAGCGACGACGACGCCUUCCACAUCUCCAUAGCGUGGUCCUUUGUCGCGCCCUCUGCUGACGUCAAGCGACAUACCGAGCGUGUAUUCGCAGCCGGCCCGCAAGCCGAAGUGCUAGCGAUGCGGGUUCCGGUGCGCGGCGUGAAGGCCAAGAUCGGGAACGUGAUUACGCAUGCCGAGCUGCCGGUGCGAGGGAAGAGGGGGGUUGGGGAGGGUUAACUAGAAUAGGACGAGGGCUGUAAUAAUGCGGGGGUUAGUUGUGUAAGGGUUGGUUAUGUAUAUCGAAGUGCAGACGUGGACAGCCCUUGCUUAACAUGGCAACAAGGGAAGAUACAAGACAUGGAUAUAUGCUUAUAAAUG
Messenger RNA from Daldinia decipiens, 1553 nucleotides. RefSeq lists its product as uncharacterized. The transcript is spliced from 2 exons. Gene Ontology annotation, biological process: U6 snRNA 3'-end processing. Gene Ontology annotation, cellular component: nucleus. Bases 354 to 1412 code for a protein of 352 amino acids. NCBI's taxonomy places the organism in Eukaryota, Fungi, Ascomycota, Sordariomycetes, Xylariales, Hypoxylaceae. The record is from RefSeq and is a predicted model, not a curated record. Gene Ontology annotation, molecular function: 3'-5'-RNA exonuclease activity.